AUGGAAGAGAAGUCCGAAAAUGAAGAACGAGACGAAGAUGUAGUGCGAGACGAAAAGGCGGACUACGGUUCUGUGGACGAUGUGGACGAAGAGAAACUGCGAGCCUGGCUGACCGAUCUACUCGCUUUUCUACUGCCGUUCGUUUCAGAACGCCGCGCCGAUACGGUUUGGUUGGGAACGCGCAUCCACGUACCCGGACAGGACAACGGCACAAGCCAUGGCUUAGAGAGAAGACGCAGGGCACCUAGAGCGACGCCAAAAUUUUACUCUUUCGACGACGCGAUCAGUCAGCCUGAUGAGAAUGGCACCCUCGAGAAAGAGGAGAAGCGGCUGCUCGAUCCGGGCCAACGUGUCCAGCAGCUGUUGCAACAGGGUGAUCCCAAGGAGAAUCAGCAGAUCGCCACUCCACGUCGUCUCUUCACUGAAAUGGAACAGUUGUGCUACGACGGUGCUACCCGAGAAUGGCGUGAGACAGCCCGGUGGGUAAAAUUUGAGGAGGACGUUGAGGAAGGCGGAAACCGGUGGUCAAAGCCUUACGUCGCCACUCUUUCGUUGCAUUCACUGUUCGAACUUCGAUCGUGUCUUCUCAAAGGAUCGGUGCUUUUGAAUUUGGAUUGUACCGAUUUUCCGUCCAUCGCUGGUACUCCACAUAAGAUCGUCGAAAUACUGUUGAAAACCGGGCAGAUCAAAGAGACGAUGCAGGAUUUUAUCCAUGAUACGUUGCUUUGUAAGCAUCGUCAUCAGUACGAGAACACGAAGUUAGGCAUGGAAGUAUUGAGUUCCGGACAGAGCUUCCUUCAGACAGUCAGAUCGUUGGCCGACAUCGGUCGAUCGUACUCGCAGGCGAAGAAUAUCGUUAGCGUUGAACAUUCUACCUCAGGUAAACGCCCGUUUCUAGUUUUCAUUGUUGUAGCACGUAUGCCGCUCGAGAUGGGUUACAUUAAUUCUGCUGCGCAACAUUUCUAUUGGUGUUGUUGGAAUAUAUAUAACUAAUU
This is a messenger RNA of Soboliphyme baturini, 995 nucleotides long. NCBI's taxonomy places the organism in Eukaryota, Metazoa, Nematoda, Enoplea, Dioctophymatida, Soboliphymatidae. The record is from the annotation of a GenBank genome assembly.